Helobdella robusta is the source of this 303-nucleotide messenger RNA. RefSeq lists its product as hypothetical. The transcript has 3 exons. The record is from RefSeq and is a predicted model, not a curated record. The coding region runs from base 1 to 303 and encodes 100 amino acids. Lineage: Eukaryota; Metazoa; Annelida; Clitellata; Rhynchobdellida; Glossiphoniidae.
AUGUAUACUUCUGACGUAAUGAAUGACGUCAUCGUCGUCGCCGCUCUCAACUUUUUAUGCUCCUCUACAUGCCUGGCUCAAGAAAGUGUUGACGUAAACGAGGGAGUGAGUGUGGCCGUUGACGCCCUGACCUCCAUCCUGAUGACCUACAGCAUCCUUGUCGUCUUCAUCAUGCUCAUCAAUGAGAGGAGGAGGAAAAAGUUUGGUGGAGGGUGUAGUGGUGAGGAGAAAGAGGAAGAAGAUGAGGAGGAAGUAGAAGAUAAGGAGGAAGUAGAAGAUGAGGAGGAAGGAGAAGAAGAUUAA